Messenger RNA from Cryptomeria japonica (Japanese cedar), 4215 nucleotides. Its product is annotated as TMV resistance protein N. The record is from RefSeq and is a predicted model, not a curated record. Lineage: Eukaryota; Viridiplantae; Streptophyta; Pinopsida; Cupressales; Cupressaceae. Gene Ontology annotation, molecular function: ADP binding. Gene Ontology annotation, biological process: defense response; signal transduction. The transcript has 5 exons. Bases 154 to 4137 code for a protein of 1327 amino acids.
AACACGCUUUGUAGAGAGACGCGGUUUUUUCAAAAAUACAAUACCUCGCGCGCAGAGCCGAUCAGAAACAUUUUUUCCCUGUUUGCUCACAGAUUCACUUGUUUUCUUAGCCUUUCUGUUUGGAGCAGUAUUUGUGUGCAGUUUUUCAAUUCCAUGGCAACAGUGUAUCCUUUUCAGGAGAUUGUCCCCUUGUCUGUAACCGCUGAUGCUGCUUCCUCCUCUUCCGGCUCUUCUACUUCUUUCGACGUUUUCAUAAACCAUUGCGGAUCUGACGUCAAAUUCACCCUGGCCGCUAGCCUCUACGACAAACUUAGCGCUUCGGGAGUCUCUGUCUUUCUUGAUGUCGAUUCUCUUCAACCGGGCGAUGUCAUUCCAGCAAAACUCCAACAGGCCAUGCGCUCGGCACUACUUCAUAUUGCCAUUUUCUCUAUUAAUUAUGCUGCAUUCCCCUGGUGUUUGGCAGAGCUCUCUUUCAUGCUCGACACGGGUAAACCAAUUAUUCCAGUGUUCUAUCAUGUUCACCCUUCUGAUCUGCGCUGGGUGCGUCAAGGAAAUGGAAUAUAUGCUGCUGCAUUUUCCCACUAUGAAAAUAAGCAAAGAUACUCUACUGAAAAGGUUGAGGAGUGGGUGGUGGCACUGGAGAGAGCUUCAUUUCUUAACGGCAUCGAGGUCAAGGAUAAUAAAGAUGAGAGGAUGUUGUUGAAGAAUAUUGUAAAUAUGGCAUCCAAGAUACUGCCUAAGGCGCCCUUUCUGGUAGCUCGUAAUCCCGUUGGACUGGAUGAUAUCGUACUGGAUUUUGAAAGAAAUACAGCUCAAUCUGAACCUGCCGAGAAUGAGCACAAUGUUCAAGUUAUUGGGAUCGUGGGAAUGGGCGGAGCAGGUAAAACGACGCUGGCAAAAGAGUUGUUUAACAGGAAAUCCUCAUCCUUCCAAAGAUCCAGUUUUGUAUUUGCAGUGCGAGAUGCUGCAAGCAGAAAUGCUUUGCAUGAGAAGCAGAAAAAGCUUCUGGAGGACCUUGGUGUCCAAGACUUGUCACUCGACAACAUAGAAGAAGGCAAAGCGGGACUGGCAAGUCGGUUGAGAUCUGUUCAUGCGCUCAUCGUUCUGGAUGACGUGGAUCAUGAAGAACAACUCGAUGCUCUGUUGCCAAGUAAAGACUGCCUUGCAUCCAGCAGUCUUGUCAUCGUCACAACUCGUGACUUGCAUCUCCUUGCGAAAUGGGGCUCCAUUAUGUAUAUGAUGAAGGGAUUGACAUACUACCAUGCAAAAGAACUUUUCUGUUGGCGCGCUUUCUUACAAUCCUGUCCAAAAGAGGGAUUUGAAGAUAUUGUUGAAAAGUUUUUGGAAUCUUGCAGUGGAUUGCCUUUGUCGCUUGAGGUCUUUGGAGGACUAGUUUAUGGCAGGUCUAAGGGAUUUUGGGAAUCUCAGCUAGAUAAAAUCUCAAGAGUGCUGCCGGAAGAUAUUAAAAGGAGGUUGAAAGUCAGCUAUGAUGCACUGGACGAAGAAGAGAAGGAGAUGUUCAUGGAUGUGGCUUGUUUCUUCAUCGGACGAAAGAAAAGCUUGGCCAUUCAAGUAUGGGAUGGAUCGGGAUGGAGUGGGUUACAGGGGUGGGAAACACUUGUUAACAAGUGUUUGGUUAAUGUGGAUGGAAAUAAUGAUAUAAUAACAAUGCAUGACCACCUGAGGGAUUUGGGAAGGGAUCUGGCAGGUGGACAUACACCUUCUCGAGUAUGGCUUCCAGAGCAAAUAAUGAAUAUACAGAAACAGGAUAGGGGAGGAAGGUCUAUUAGAGGGAUACAUCGUUCUCCAUUGGAAUAUUUUGACGAGCCAUUGCGUCGUCGGCAGUGUCUGAAAAAGUUGUUUGAGCUGAUAGGAACCUCGGAAAGAUUUUUUGGGUACCCUCCACCUUCCUCUCUCGGGUUAACAUUUUAUACUGGCACAGAAGAAGAGUUUAUCAAAUAUUUCGGCACGCCAUCAGAAGACCCUGUCUGGCUCAGGUUGGAUAAAUUUGAAGGGAGAAAACUACUCUCAUGGUCACUUAAAAAAUUAAGAAUUUUGGAGCUCACCUAUGCUAUCCGCUUAAGAGAACUCUGGGGUAAUUCAGAUCCUCCGUUGCAGUUAAGAGAACUGAAGAUUGUUUGCGCCUAUAAAUUACAAAGGAUUCCAAAUUCAAUAGGACUUCUAGAGGAAUUGAAAUGCAUAGAUCUCAAUUAUUGUACAGCAUUGAAGAAACUCCCAGAAGAGUUUUGUGGCCUCCGAUCACUUGAGUGGCUGAGAUUAUCAACUUGUUCGAUGCUGUCUUCAUUACCUAGCCGUUUGGGGGAUCUGAUAAACAUGCGGCAUCUAGAUUUGAGCUAUUGUAAGAGGCUGCAGACCUUGCCAGAAUCUUUCAAGCAGCUGAGACACCUUCAACAUCUCAUUUUGUAUUAUUGUGAGGAACUCACCUUGAGAUCCGACAUGCUGGAAAACAUAAGUAACCUGGAAUAUUUUAACUUUGAAGGAUGCCGGAAGUUGGAACAAUUGCCAAAUCAAAUGACACAUCAAGUGCGUUUGAAAGAGCUCCGUAUUGUGAGGACAGGCAUAAGGCAGGUUCCGAGUGACAUUGGCGAACUCAGAAAAUUGGAAGUGCUGGAGAUAGCGCAAAGUCCGUUUUUGGCCAGCUUGCCGUCCGCUCUCGGAAAUCUGUCCAGCUUGACUCGACUCAGCAUAGAGAGUCCCUUGUUGACAACCAUACCGACCUCUCUGGUAAAUCAGUCCAGCUUGACUUUACUCGUUAUAAAUAGUCCCUUGUUAACAAGUUUACCAACCUUUUUUAUGGACUUGUCCUGCCUGACUACACUGCAUCUCUUUAAUUGUAAAAUGUUGAAUUCUUUACCGGAGAUCGUGGGGUCUCUAAAUAUGCUGAAGAUGAUUAAGAUAGUUUCCACAGGAGUGUCAACGAUAUCAAUAACUGAAGACAGCUGUCCCAGCCUCGAAUGGCUUGAACUUCACAAUAAUGAUCAUCUAAGGGAUAUUCAAACCCUGCCAACAUCAAUGCGGACACUAAGGGUAAGUAGAUGUAAAAUGCUGAAGAAAAUAAUGGGUCUUCGCUGUUCAGCAAAUCUUCAAUUUCUUUGCAUAAAAUGGUGUCCGGAGUUAAAUGAGAUCGCAAGUUUUACAGAUUUUCAUUCCAUCAAAGAGGUCAGGAUAGAAGAUUGCAACAAAGUUGUCAAAAUCGAAGGGCUACAACAUUCGAGGUCCUUGAAGGUAGAGAUAUAUUCCACGGGAGUGGCAACGAUAUCAAUAAGUGGAGACAGCUGUCCCAGCCUCGAAGCUCUCCAACUUGGCAACAAUGGUGAUCUAGUGGAUAUCCAAACCCUGCCGACAUCACUGCGGAGGCUAGAGGUAUCCAACUCUAAAUCGCUGAAGAAGAUAAUGGGUCUUCGCGGUCUAGCAAACCUUCAGUCUCUUUCUAUAAGCAAUUGUUCGGAGUUAAAUGAGGUCUCAAGUUUUGCAGAUUUCCAGUCCAUCAAAGAGGUUAGGGUAAAAGAUUGUGACAAAGUUAUGAGAAUCGAAGGGCUAGAGAAUCUGAGGUCAUUGGAGACGUUGGAGGUAAAGACAUCAUGGAAGUGCCAAGGCAUACAAAGUUUGGAGGGCAUGGAGAAAUUGGAGAGAUUGGUAAUGGUAGCAGAGAACAGAUCAGCUAUUCAACGCUGCAUUCAGACUAUAAAGAAAUGGCCAGGCGAGAUGGUGAUAUGCGGAAGGGCAGUGAGUGGUGCAGAGUCGGUGAUGAAUUCUCUUUCCUGUCCCACCCUUACCAUGCUGCCAUUCAAAAAGAUAUGUAGAAGUCAAUGGGAGGUAGAAUGUGCGAAGACGAAUGCUUCCGAUGCGGUCGUCGUAUGUUUCCUUGUAAAUUCAUCCGCAUAUAGUGGAUUCUAUAUGAAUGUUAGUGGUCGGCCGGUAAUCAAAGAUGUGCGAUUGAGAGAGGGGAAAUGGGUGAUUGUAGUUGUGUUGAGACAAGAAAUAGACUUGCUUUUUGGGAAAGUUUGUUUGUAUGCAUCAGGAAGGAAGAGUGAGGUUAAGAGAGGAAUGAUGUUGAUGGGAGAGGAAGGAAGAGUGCUAGGGGGAAUUACACGAUUCUGGCCAUUGUUCAUCUAAUAUGUGUAACUUUCCAAAUUUCCAUUGAUGCGAGACAAAAAGUUUAAAUUAAAUAAAAGAAUAUUUAUUUUGCAAGAA